AUGUCUACCAUCACAUUAACAAAAGAUUCCCAUUUGCAUCCCGAAAAGUAUAGAAUCAACUUGAAGGAAUGUACGGAUGUGGUUGGCCCCAAUCAGACAGCCUUGAAGAAUUUCAACAAUGACUUACCGACAAUCCAUACGUCUUCCAAUAUUGCUAUUAUCGGUGCUGGAUUUGGUGGAAUGGCAAGUGCAAUCAAGACUAUGAAAUCACUUAAAGAGAAUGAUGUAACCAUUUUUGAAAGACAUGACAAUUAUGGGGGAACCUGGUACGCUAAUACAUACCCAGGAUGUGCUUCUGAUAUUCCAGCUGUUUGGUAUUCCUUUUCGUUUGCAUUGACUUCGAACUGGACCCGUGUUCAGCCUCCACAAUACGAGAUGGAGGAGUACAUUUUGAGAGUUGCUGAGCAAUUCAAAUUGAGAGAAAAGACAAGAUUCAAGACUUCAGUGGAUGAGUGUGUAUUCAAUGAAGAUACUGGUAUUUGGACUUUGUACGCUCACGACAUCGCUACUGGUCAAAAAAUUGAACACACCGCUAAAAUCUUGUUAUCUUGCACUGGUGUCUUGGUGCAUCCUUUGCAAUUAAAAGAACCGGGCUUGGAGAACUUUAAAGGAAAGUACAUGCACUCAGCUCUCUGGGACCAUUCAGUUGACUUCAAGAGUAAAAAUGUUGUCGUGUUUGGAAAUGGGUGCUCGGCAAACCAAGUUGUUCCAACAUUAUUGAAUGGGAAAGAGUUUGAUAUUGCUUCACUAACCCAAAUUGUUCGAUCAAAGCAUUAUGUCAUGCCUCCAGUGCCAAAAAUUCUUGUUUUCUUUUACAAUUUACUUCGAUACAGUUUCCUCGGUUUGCAAUUGGUGCGGUGGGUGACGAUAUUGGUGGCCGAAUCAAGAUUUCCUUUAUUCAGAGGAGAGGGCCCUUUGUCGAAACUAGUUCGUUGGAUCAAUAGAGCCAUGUCGGUCAACUAUAUGAAACAGGCACCAAAGAAGUACUGGGACGCACUUAUUCCUAAUUACAAGGUAGGUUGUAAAAGAUUGAUUUUUGAUUACGGGUACAUCCCUUCAUUGAAGGACCCUAGACUCCAUCUCACCAACGAGCGUGUUGACAAAAUCGUGGCAGAUGGAAUAUAUUUGAAAGAUGGUACAUUUGUCAAGGCAGAUAUAAUUAUUGCCUGUACUGGUUACGACGUUCCCAAAGCUUUUACUUUACCGAUUAAAACAAAUAAGGGAGCUUCAUUGAAAAAGAUUUGGGAUGAAGAAGGUGUUGGAGCUUAUCGUACGAUUUUGGUCAAGAGCAUCCCAAAUUUGUUUUUGAUAGAUGGUCCAAAUGUUGGAACUGGUCAUGCAUCGGUUGUGAUGGCAAUCGAACACGGAAUUGAUUACUUUAUUAAGAUUGCCAAGCCAAUUCUUCAAGGGAAAGAGAAGUCGGUCGUGGUCAAACCAGAACCAUACAAUAAUUGGUUCAAGUUGAUGCAAGAGAAAUUGCGUGAAAGUGUUUUUGGAACAGCAUUUGGUGGUUGUACAUCUUGGUAUGCCGAUGGUAGAACCAAUUUCACUACCUAUCCGUUCAGCCAAAUUCACUACUGGUAUAUCACUCAUUUUCCUAAUUACAAGGAUUUGAUUUACAAACACAACGAUAAGAAAAAUAUUUAA
Messenger RNA from Lodderomyces parapsilosis, 1647 nucleotides. RefSeq names its product flavin-containing monooxygenase. The record is from RefSeq and is a predicted model, not a curated record. The transcript has a single exon. Lineage: Eukaryota; Fungi; Ascomycota; Pichiomycetes; Serinales; Debaryomycetaceae. Gene Ontology annotation, molecular function: N,N-dimethylaniline monooxygenase activity; flavin adenine dinucleotide binding; NADP binding. Bases 1 to 1647 code for a protein of 548 amino acids.